ACUGAAGUCUCGACCUUGUUGAUCAGGGUCACAGCGCUGAAGACAAAUCUCACCGAGUGAUGGAUUAUUAUACUCAAGAAGUUCCAAGCCCUUCGUCAAAACCAGAGUUUCUUCGUUUCUGCGAAGUGAAGAUACAACAUUUGUACGAUGUAUUGACCCCUUAUGCAGUCGGAAGAUGGUGCUUUACUGUUCUUCUCAUCUUCUUCUAUAUAUUACGUGUUAUCAUCACACAGGGUUAUCACGUGGUUACGUAUGUGAUGGGAAUAUUUCUUCUGAACAGACUAAUUGAUUUUCUUUCGCCCAAAAUUGUACCUGAAACUUCCACUGAUGAAGUACUUCCAACCAAGUCAUCGGAAGAGUUCAGGCCGUUUUUAAGGAAAUUACCUGAACUUAAGUUUUGGUAUGAUGAUUUUUUCGUUGACUAUAGUUUAACAGGAACUCAUGUACCAUAUGCUUAUUUAUAUCUAUAUUCUGUACAUUUUUGAGCUUUCUCGAUGUACCUGUGUUUUGGCCGAUCUUAGUAAUGUACUUCUUUUUGCUGUUUUACGUGACUAUGAAGCGUCAAAUAUCGGUAUGUUCAAUAAUCCUCAACUAUUUUGUUUAUGAGACUUGUUUACUGACUUAUUGCAUUCGAGUGUUUUCAUCGUAAUUUUUGUUAGUUACUAAGGAUUAUUUACCAGUUACAUUUUGUCUAGGCCGUAUGUUAACAAAUAGUAAUGGCUAAAGUAAAACUGCGGUCAGUAAUGAUUCCCAUUACCGAACUACCGUUAUUUGUGUGGCGAAACCACUAUUUAUGGACGUGAUGAUCAGGAGCGAGUAAUCGAUUCCAAGGUUACGGCGCCUGUUUCAAUAUCUAAGUCGUCUUAGUUGGGCAGCCACAACAGUUAAGAAUAACGAGAAACUCCUUUAUUUGCGAUUGCGGCGUUCAAAUAACUGCUGGAUAUUAUGCAGACUAUCGAUGUAAUAUAUGUUGGAAGCCAAAGUUUUAUAGAACGGUUACAUUUUUUACUCCACCCCAAUUGACACUAAGAAUUUGAUAGUUUUUGCGAACCGGAUACCAAAAGCACCAGUAACUAGCUGCAACCUUCGCAGAUGGUACUGAAACUUCGGCAGUUCGGUAGUAUGAGUACUGUCGAAAUAUAUGUGCAAUGAAGAUGAUAAGCUUGCGCCAGUCGUUCGGAAGAAUCGGGGGAAUCGUAGAGAUUAAUGACAAUCGUCGGAAAACACAAAUUCAAUAGAGAAAAAAGUGUUCAAGAUGACUGGGUAAGUAGCACUUCCUUAAAUAUACUUAACCGGUCUUUGGUAUUUAUGAUAGAUCAUCUCCAAAAGGAUACCUACAGUGCGUGGAAAACCGAAAAGCUACAGUUGUACGGUUGCGUGCAUUAUUUAGUCGUUCAUAAGCGAUAUUUUGUAGACUACCACUGGAGUACACACCAAUAUUAGAAGCAAUGUGGUCGAGGCUAAAAGAAUUUUCGCGACCUUAUCAUGGCUCCAGAUGUCGACUAUUGUGAAGUCACAUGAAUGAGUUUCUAUAUCGUUUGCAUUACGACUUAUGAACAGCAGAGCCUCUCUCUAACCCUGAGACGUUUUUAAACCAUGUCAAGGAAGUGUAUCCAUCAUAAUUCUUUAGUUUUGUACAGUAUAUUUCUACUCUACACCGACUGCUUUUUCACUGACUGAAAUCUCUUAGGGUCACUUGAAAUUCGUUCAAAGGUUGUUCAUAAAUUAUAGUCUCACCGGCAAUAGUUUUUAAAAGCACUCAUUUUUACAGGCCUUGACACGUAAAGCUAAAUUCGAAACGAUAAUCAUCUAUUCAGUCGAGCUCAUAAAUUGGUGAACCAACGGUCAACCGAGUAUUGUUAGUUUGUAUCAGAAUUACCAAAUAACUAUUUGUACAGUUGUGUGUAGCUUAUUAAAAGAAAUGAAGUAUGUCGAGAGUAUUGACCUGUCACAGUGGGAGAGGUUGAUAUUUAUGCCACACUCCAUAAGCUGUUGUCAAUCUACCCAAAGGUUGUUUCAUAAAAAAUAUAUUCGAUAAAAACUCAACUAUUCAUCACUCAUUUCUAAAAUAUUUUGCAUUUCCUUCUAUCUUAAAUUUUUUUCAAAUUCUGUACUUAUUAGCAUAUGAUCAAAUACCGUUACUUACCAUUCACCUAUGGGAAACCACGUCAUCAGUCCAAUGGAAUGAGAUUUUAAAAUGAAUUCAACUUAUAGACAUUUACAAUAUGUAAACAAAAUUUGAAAUUUUUUGUUAUAUAUCAUCAUUCUAAACGACUCAGUACUUAUUUUUAUGUACUGUUUUUUGUACUUUUGUGAUGAGUCCUACUCGUUACUGUGAGUAUAUAUAGUGCUCAUUUUCCUACUUAAGGUAUACACUUAAUUUAUGCUUAACAACAGAUGUAAAAGAGUAAUAUAAUUGACUUUAAUCAAACUUCUAUUUGCAUGUCUUUCUUUCCCUGUUACUUGUCAAUUUUCUCCUGUUUUCUGUUUUAUUUCACAAGAAUCUAAAAUCCCAAACUAGU
Messenger RNA from Schistosoma bovis, 2522 nucleotides. The record is from the annotation of a GenBank genome assembly. NCBI's taxonomy places the organism in Eukaryota, Metazoa, Platyhelminthes, Trematoda, Strigeidida, Schistosomatidae.